Molecule: messenger RNA, 3688 nt
Organism: Ziziphus jujuba (common jujube)
Lineage: Eukaryota; Viridiplantae; Streptophyta; Magnoliopsida; Rosales; Rhamnaceae
Exons: 10
Coding region: 565-3222 (885 amino acids)
Molecular function (GO): protein binding
Source: RefSeq, a predicted model, not a curated record
GUGAUACAGUGUACUCCUUUUCCUUUAAAGAAAAAGUUAGAGAAUUUAUCAGAACAAAUCUGGAGGCAAAGGGAAAAAGAGAUAAAGACAAACCAACAGUAACAAAUUUUUGGUUACUUUCCCUGUUUUGUUGAUGCCAUUCUCUUUUAAUUUCAUGUCCAAAAUUUUGCAACAGAGAACCUAGACUUCACAUGUAGCUAUAUAUAUAUGUAUAUAAAAAUGCAUGUAUAUCCACCUUCCUCAUCAAGCAGAGCUAAACAAAAAAAAAGGUUCAUAGUUCAAAAUUUCUAACUUAAGCUUGUAGCCCAUAGUACAAGGAAGAAGGAUUAAAAAAUAAAAAGAAAAAUAAAAAACUGUGUAACAUGUUAUGGACAUAAAUAAUUGUUCACAAAUUUAAGAACAAAGUAAUAAAAAGCAAAAGCAAAAAAGCAUAUGAGGAGGAAGUUUAGUUCAGAAGUAAAAACUAAGCCAGUAGCUGAUAAUUAGAGAGUAUAGAUCUUCUAUAGCAGGGUAAAGUAUAAUUCAUUGUUUAAAACAGUCUUAUAAGCAGUUGAGGAAGAUAUUAUGCUAUUUCCCAGCAUGGAACAAGUAUUGAAGAUGGUACAUGCAGUUUCUAAGAGACACAGAACAAACACUAACCAAAUCUUCUUCUGCAUUCCAAUUUUACAUAGCUUUAUGGAAGACCAUGAACAGGAAAACCCAUCAAUGACUUCGGAAGAAGAAAUUGAUAACUUGUUUAAUAACGCCAUGAAAGGCAAUUGGAAUGAAGUUGUGGAGGUCUAUAAGAAAGGCAGUGAGUAUCAGACGGCAAAGAUUACCAGUUUAGAAGACACUGCAUUGCAUAUAGCUGUAUUAGAUGGCGAAACUGAAGUUGCUGUGAAAAUGGUGGAUAACAUAUACGAAGAAAGUAUACUGAGCAUUGUGAAUAAGAGAGGAGACACCCCUCUGCAUUUAGCUGCUUCAAUGGGGGAUGUGUUGGUGUGUCAAAGCAUGGCAAAGAAGAACCCGAACCUCAUUACAUUUCGCAAUCAAAAGGGCGAGACUCCUCUGUUCUUGGCAGCUUUUCAUGGGAAGGAAAAGGCUUUCCUCUGCCUCCAUUCUCUAUGCAUAGAGAAACACCAUUCAUUUCGAAAAAGUAAUGGUGAUACAAUUCUUCAUGCUGCAAUUACUGGUGAAUACUUCAGUUUGGCAUUUCAGAUAGUUCACCACUAUCCACAACUUGCUAACUCUGUAAAUGUGGAUGGUUUAUCUCCACUUCAUAUUUUGGCUACUAAGCCAAACGCAUUCAAAAGCAGCAGUCGUCUUGGGCUGUAUGAUCUAUUCAUAUACAAAUGUUUGGGGGUGAAAAAGCUAAAGAAGGAAACACACAGUGAUAUUAAAGCAUACUCAAGUUUUUUAGGAAUCAAAAAGAGUAAAACAUAUCCAGAAAACUAUGAAACAUGCAUGAACUUCUUUCGAAUGACAAGAUUUCUGUUUCAAAUUUUAACUAAAAGAGAGGACAAUAAGACAUGGAUGCUACCUUUCCGCUCUCGUUGGGAUCAACUUCGUCACUCUCUUCUUCUAGCUAUGGGAAGAAACAAAGAUAGAAACAUAAUUGAUGAAGAGAAUUCCCAUCCAGAGAGUAGGUCAGGACAAGGGGAACUUCGAGAACCAUCUUCAUCUGAUACGAGCUUAGACUUGAUACAUGAUACAGAAGAAUUAUCUGUUUCAAAGAGUUCAAGUUUGAAUUUAGAAGGAACUUCACGAGUAAGUUCAUCAGGAAUGAAGUUGCAAUCAAAUGAUCCGAAAAUUAUAUGGUCAGACCAAAAUGGCUCAACAUCAAAGAAUGGUAUGAAGGAAUAUAGGGGACAAGGGAACUUGCAUUCAUAUCCACCUAAUUAUGCCUCAUUUGUUCUAUUUUUCCAGUUCAUAACAAAGGCCUUGCUGGUUAUUCUUGGAUUUGGUAUUUCGAGGAUAAACAAAAUCAAAGAAAAGAAAGAGCGGCAUACAUGGGCUAAUCAGGUCAUGAACGAAUUGAUUCACCAGACUUCUUCUUACAAAUAUGGUAAUGCUGGACAGAAACCUGAAAAAACUCGACAGAAGUUUGAUGGAGAGGAAUCUGAAGUUCCUAACCCAACUUUGUGCGGCCCGUGCCAUGAAGACUUGACAUCUGAGAUUCAAGAUAGCAAUGUUGGAAACAACUCCUUGGCAUCAAAUCAUAACAAUUAUCAGAAAGGAAAAUAUCAGAAUGGACUUCAGAAAACAGACGAGAUACCCAAAGGAAAUGGAAAGAAUGAAACUCAUGAAACAGAUAAAAAGGAGACGCCUAUACUAAUUGCCGCAAAGAUGGGAGUAACGGAAAUGGUGGAGAAAAUCCUAGACAAAUUUCCAGUGGCUAUCCAGGAUUUGAACUCUGAUAACAAGAAUGUUGUGCUUUUGGCAAUUGAGAACAGGCAGCCACAUGUUUACAGUCUGCUGUUGAAGAGAGAAACGAUGAAAGAAAACGUGUUCCGUCAAUUGGAUAACCAAGGUAACAGUGCAUUACACCUAGCUGCUACGUUCGGAGAGUACACACCUUGGCUUAUACCAGGUGGCGCUCUGCAAAUGCAAUGGGAAAUCAAAUGGUACAAGUUUGUCAAACACUCCAUGCCACAUAAUUUCUUUGUUCGCUGCAACAAAAGGGGUCAAACCCCAAAAGAAGUUUUCAUCAAUACUCACAAAACUCUUGUCAAAGAUGGCAGUGAAUGGCUUACCAAAACCUCAGAAUCCUGCUCUGUUGUGGCUGCACUCAUUGCAACAGUAGCAUUUGCAACCUCAUCAGCUGUACCAGGUGGAGUCAGGGAAGACACUGGAGCACCAACUCUUGAACACAAGCCUGCAUUCAGUGCUUUCGCCAUUUCCUCACUAGUUGCUCUUUGCUCGUCAGUCACUGCACUUGUCUUCUUCCUUUCGAUCCUCACCUCUCGUUACCAAGAGAAGGAUUUCGCCAUGGGCUUGCCCAGAAAACUUCUUCUAGGAUUAACAUCACUAUUCACUUCCAUAGCUUCCAUAGUGCUUUCAUUCUGUACCGGGCAUAUAUUUGUUCUUAAAGAUGAACUUAGGUAUGUAGCAUAUCCGUUGUAUGCAGCAACAUGCCUCCCAGUUACAUUAUUCGCUUUUGCUCAGUUGUCUCUCUACUUUGAUCUCAUUUGGGCAAUCUUCAGAAAGGUUCCACAGCGUAGCUAUAAGAUGUAUGCACACUAGGUCCCCAUGGAUUUUCUUGAAAAUACAUAUGUUUGUUUAUACAUGUCAUAUAUACAUAUACAUACGUAUAUAUGUAUAUAUAUAUGUGGGCAUGUUCAUGUUUCUUGAAGUUUCAAUAUUAUGAAAUUUGUAUAUGAAUAUCGGAGUUAUUUCCCUCGUUAGCAUUUUAAGAAAUAGAGCCCUUUCUUGUUAGUAAUUUAUUUUUGUCAGGGGAAUAUUGUUUUUGUCAGGUAUAGAAGCAAAUCAAAAUUUUUUACUUCCAAUAGGUGCACAAUCGAUCCUAGUCUGUUCAGCAGAGAGAGAAUGGCUCUUCACCAUUUAACUUCUGGAUAAGUGAAAAAAUUACUAAGCUUUUCAGAGGUUUUGAAGUGCCCUGCUUGAAUUGUAGCAAAAAGAUCAUACAAAAUAACCAACUAUUACAUAACUUCAUAAAUCAAAGCAAUAAUGAAAGGACUUUGUAUAAUAA